CAGACAAACAGACGUAACAUUUCGAGCAUUUUUCGCUUCAAAUCUAAGUCACGGAAACAUAUUCGCCCAAUGCUAAAAGGAUUAAGUUUGACCAAUCAUCAACUAGGUGGCGGUAGUGAGCAAACGUCAAACUCGAAAAAAAACGAUGCGAACGCCACUGGUAAAUAGUUGGCCAACUAUCAAAUUUUUAAACAUCAGUUUUGAAUCAGUGUACGAUGAGAAUUAUCAGAGUGUUACGUCUGUUUGUCUGUGAUGCAACACUACAGUUCUAAGUCACAAAAUACUUAUCACACACCUCAUUUUAAUCGCCCACUUCUAGGGGUUAUGCAAAUUCAGGUGUCUAGGGGUUAUGCAAAUUCAGGUGUCGUAACGAAACAUAUAAAAGUUGCUCUAGCUCGUCAGUGUUCCUCAGUCAAGUACGACGAUGGAUUAUCUACAACUGUCAGUAAUUAUCUGUUCACUGAUCAAAUUUUCAGCAGCCGGUACGGAACUGCCAGGGCAGUUACUUUCAAGCCCAUCACUAAGAAAUUCUCCAGCGAAAAGAGAAGCAGCUACAGAGCCAACCUGUGAUGGAGUCAGCGUGUAUUCCACGUGCACCGACUGCAACAAUAUUCUGGUUUGCUUGGGAUCUACACACUUGAGUUGCAAUACAUCUUCGCAGUCGGCCGCUUUCUGUGUAAACGGAACCUGUUCUACAAUUCCUGACACAGUGGAAGGAUGUUUCCCUCCACCAGUAAUCUGUACCGAUGUUGGAUUCCCGGAUCCAACCAUAUGCCAGAUUUACCAUUACUGCGAAGGAGCCGAUCAGGAAUCUUCGGUUUACGAAUGUCCACCAAAUUACGUGUACGACGCGGAAAAUACUCUCUGCAAUACAAAGGACUCCAUCGAGGACUGCGUAACGGUGAAAUGUGAUCAGGACAAGAUUUUUGUAAGCUAUGGAACUAGCAAGAAAUAUUUCGCUUUCUGCCUCUUUGAAGAAAACGCUGUUUCUAGCAUGCAAGUGUUCAAAUGUCCUGAUAACUACCAAUUCCAUGAAGUGAGCUGCCUGUUCGAGUGUCCAGAGGCCGGUAAUUAUGCGCACAUGGAUGCAACUAAGUAUUUUCAGUGUUAUCACUCCGGAGCGCAACUAGUAUUUACGGUUCAAAACUGCCCCUCCGGGAAGACUUUCGACCAAAGCCAACAAGUUUGUGUCACAUCGGAGGGAAAUGAUUGAUUUCUAGAACUUCUUGGGAAAGUUUAUUUGUGAAUAAAUUACAUGUAUAGAAGACGAUAAGUUUGAAAUAGAAAGUAAGUGAAUAGGUAUUCUUAAUAUAAAGACCAAUAGGGUUGUCAGAAAUGCAUACUGUUCAGCAAGAUUCUUUCAAUUUUGGGAUUAAAACGAAAAAUUGCAAAUGUAGGGAUGUUUUUUUGUUUUAUACAUAUUUUUGCAUUUUGUUUGUUAUGUGAUCUAAGUAAGACACCCGUUCAUCUCCGAAGCUUUCGUGAAAGUUUGUAUGGAUCCUGGACUUGGGCCAUCCCUUUAAAGUUCUACGUGAGUAAUAUGUGGCUCUUUAAACAUUUAUUUAAAAUUUUGAAUCUAAUUAAAACUAGAGGUGACCCGAGAUAGUCUAGGUUGUUUAAAAUACAACAUCAAAUCUGAAAAUUUGAAGAAUGCCAAUGUUAAUCAGACAAAUUCAGAAAUGAAAGUUCCAUUCACAAGCACUUUGUCUUGCCCUGGACCCUGAAGAGACGGGGAAGGAGAUUGAGAUGGAACCGCAGGAGGUACACAGAAGGAAAUAAUCA
This is a messenger RNA of Aedes albopictus (Asian tiger mosquito), 1782 nucleotides long. RefSeq lists its product as uncharacterized. Gene Ontology annotation, cellular component: extracellular region. NCBI's taxonomy places the organism in Eukaryota, Metazoa, Arthropoda, Insecta, Diptera, Culicidae. Gene Ontology annotation, molecular function: chitin binding. The record is from RefSeq and is a predicted model, not a curated record.